Molecule: messenger RNA, 915 nt
Organism: Geosmithia morbida
Lineage: Eukaryota; Fungi; Ascomycota; Sordariomycetes; Hypocreales; Bionectriaceae
Product: urate oxidase
Exons: 3
Coding region: 1-915 (304 amino acids)
Biological process (GO): urate catabolic process; purine nucleobase catabolic process
Cellular component (GO): peroxisome
Molecular function (GO): urate oxidase activity
Source: RefSeq, a predicted model, not a curated record
AUGCCCCACGUCGCUGCAGCCCGCUAUGGCAAGGACAAUGUCCGCGUCUACAAGGUGCACCGCGACCCGUCGACGGGGACGCAGACGGUGGUGGAGAUGACGGUGUGCUGCCUCCUGGAGGGCGACAUCGAGACGUCGUACACGCAGGCCGACAACAGUGUCGUCGUGGCUACCGACUCCAUCAAGAACACAAUCUACAUCACGGCCAAGCAGACGCCCGUCAGCCCGCCCGAGCUCUUCGCCUCCCAGCUCGGCAGCCACUUCAUCGAGACCUACGGCCACAUCCACGCCGCCCACGUCAAGGUCAUUACCCACCGCUGGACACGCAUGACAGUUGACGGCAAGCCCCACCCCCACAGCUUCCUGCGCGACGGCGAGGAGAAGCGCGUCGUCGAGGUCACCGCCCGCAGGGGCCAGGGUAUCGCCGUGGCCAGCGGCAUCCAGGGCCUCACCGUCCUCAAGAGCACCGGCUCCGCCUUCCACGGAUUCCUCCGCGACGAGUACACCACCCUGCCCGAGACCUGGGACCGCAUCCUGUCCACCGACGUCGACGCCACCUGGAACUGGUCCGCCUUUGCCGACCUGGCCGCCGUCAAGGCCGCCGUGCCCACCUUCGACAAGGCCUGGGAAGACGCCCGCAACAUUACCCUCAAGCUGUUUGCCCUGGAUGAGAGUGCCAGCGUCCAGAACACCAUGUACAAGAUGAGCGAGGAGAUCCUUGCUGCCGCUCCCGGUGUGGACAAUGUCCAGUACUCUCUGCCCAACAAGCACUACUUUGAGCUUGACCUGAGCUGGCACAAGGGAAUCAAGAACCUCGGCAAGGAUGCCGAGGUGUAUGUGCCCCAGUCUGGACCCAACGGUCUGAUCAAGUGCACUGUCGCUCGCUCGGAUAUUGCCACCAAGGCUAAGCUGUAG